UUAGAGGAUAAGAAGGGUUAAAGUUGAUUUUAAAGGGAUUUUAAGGAUUAUGAGUUGUUUUAGGAAUAAAAAUGGAGAAACAGGAAAUUGAAGAUAGAGAUAGAGAGAAGGAAAUGGAGGAGAAGGAAAAACUUGAGAAAACAAAGAAUUUGGGUGUACCUCAAGUGUUAAUAAAUAAAUGGUUAAAUAUCGAAACAAAGAAGUCUAAAUUUGUACAAAAGCAGAACCAAAUCGAUAACGAAGCUGAUGUUUCUAAAUACUCUGAAUCAUCUAUGAGUAUAUCAACCAACAGAUUCAAUGAUAUCGCAAAGAAAAAAAGGCAACGAAUGUCCAAAUUUGUCGCUAAGAAAACUUCUAGCAAUUUGGAAUUACAAUCCUUUGUACAGAAGCCUGACAAACUCUCCAUUGAACCGGCCCCAUCACCAGGUGCUUCUUUCUUAAGCCAUGAAAGAAUCAAAGGUCUUGAGAAAGAGAAGUCUAAGAUUGAACUAUCAGAAGAAGAUGACAAUGACUCUUAUGGAAGCGUAUCAAAUAGUAACCAAGAGUUUGAGGAUGACAACAAGUCAGUAAAGGUGUUAUUUACACCCCCAAAUUCAUCCAAGACUUUUAAUUUCUCAAAGGAUGUUAUAAACAGGAUCUCCAAGAACAACAGGGAUAUAAUUAACAAAAGGAAUUUGGUUAAAAAGAACCAAAUUUCCAAGAUUAGGAAGAAACAAAAUGACUCUCACGAGCAUGAAAAGAGGCUUUUUAGUGAGCAUACUAAAUUCCGGCUCAGGUUGUUCUCCCCUGGAGCUAAGAUUAGCAGCCCAACGGAUCCGAAGUCUAAGACUUUGAUUUCUAAAUUAUGCACUCAGAGUAAAAUUUUGAACAGCCAAUUCAGAGGUUACACGCAGCAGAAGAAGACCAGGAAUAAAGCUAACUGAUUCUGGUCAUGUAAUUCCAUCAGGCAAGAGAGUUCUGUUGCAUCUGCUUCAAAGACGCUUAGAAAUUCGAGAAGAAAUAAAAGGACUCAGAACAGAAGUGUAGUCCCCACUUUGGUAAAUCUUAAAGAGGUUACAGAAAUUCAAGGGAAAACAUUUGCCAAAUUUAAUCUUAAAUUUAAUGAGCCUAACUUGGUCACUCUCAAACCGAAUUUGCUGGCUAAAACUCUUGUGUCUCAGUUCAAAUGCACGGAUAUCAAACCGAAGAAGCUAAAAAGUCCUAAAAAUGCUAACUUAAUAGCAGCAGGGUUUAAGGCUGAAUUGCCACUGCUCAGACCGACUACCACAAGCUUCAGAAAAUGCCUCCCAAUAAGAAGCAGAAAGAUGAAAGUUAAGAUAUCUCUGGAAAGUGUCAAAAAGACAAGAAAAAAUACUUCUAAAAGACUCUGGUCACCUGUCCAUAUGACUACAUGUGAAUGGGUCAAGCCAAUCCCUUAAUUAUUUAUUUUUAUUUUGAAAUCUCUUGAAGGUAGUUUCAACGGU
This is a messenger RNA of Moneuplotes crassus, 1463 nucleotides long. Lineage: Eukaryota; Ciliophora; Spirotrichea; Euplotida; Euplotidae. The record is from the annotation of a GenBank genome assembly.